This is a messenger RNA of Bombyx mori (domestic silkworm), 2160 nucleotides long. RefSeq names its product oocyte zinc finger protein XlCOF6. Gene Ontology annotation, cellular component: nucleus. Gene Ontology annotation, biological process: regulation of transcription by RNA polymerase II. Gene Ontology annotation, molecular function: zinc ion binding; DNA-binding transcription factor activity, RNA polymerase II-specific; RNA polymerase II transcription regulatory region sequence-specific DNA binding. Bases 140 to 2065 code for a protein of 641 amino acids. The record is from RefSeq and is a predicted model, not a curated record. Lineage: Eukaryota; Metazoa; Arthropoda; Insecta; Lepidoptera; Bombycidae. The transcript has 13 exons.
AAUCCCUUACAAAAAUGACAAGCGAUGAAACUCGAUUUGUUUUGAAAUUUGGAAUUCCGAAGUAGAUAAUUCCUACAUAAUAUGUGAAUAGGCACUUAUUACAAUUUUGACUCGAUUAGUAAAAUAUUACAUUAAAAAAAUGGUUUGCUAUUGUUGUGUGAAAGGAUGUACUAAUAAUAGCAAAAUGAAGAAGAAAGACCCGAAUUCGAACAUAACAUUCCAUGCGUUCCCAACAAAUUCAUUAAUGAAGGCUAAAUGGGUGAAAGCGAUUGGCCGUUCUAAUUGGGAUCCACCGGCCUAUGCACGUAUCUGCAGUAUACACUUUGAUCGCGACUAUGUCAAUUACGAGAACUGUAGAACUAGAAUCAAGGAUGAUGCUAUACCUGUUCUAAAUUUACCUUUGAGCUCUAAUUUUGAUGCUUCUGAGGUAAAAGUCUGUAGAAUAUGUCUGGCAAAUGAUGUUAAAAUGUACAGUACUCAAGAAGGAAGAUUAAAGUCUUAUAUGGAACAAAUAUUAGUGUUAAGGGAAAAAUUACAAACAGAUGGACUUCCACAGUUUGUGUGUUACAUGUGUGCAGCUGAGGUUGGCAAGUGUUGCAAACUUAUUGAGAAGAGUGUUGUAGCUCAGGCAACAUUGCUAGAUGUAUUUGCGCGAAAUGGAAUGGUAACUAAAGAUCUAAUACGAAGAAUCAAUAGAAAACAGUUAAACUUGUGUUCAUCAUUAUCUACAACCAAUCAAACACAUUAUUAUGUAGAACACGGUUCUAAAAACCAACAAAAUAGAUCAUCAAUGAAAUUUGAUUUUGAAUGCAAAAAUGGAGAAAUAAAUGUAAAAUUAGAAAAUCAUUUGGAUGCUAUGGUUGAAAAUUCAAAGAAUUAUGAUACAUCUGAUAUUAUUGAUGGAGGGAUGAGAUACAAUGAUAGAGAUAAUAUUUCGGUUGGAUCUGAUUGUAGUGACGAUAAAUCAUUAAGUUUAUUGAAGAAAACUAAGAGUCUAAAGAGUCGUAAUAAAGCCGAGUGUCCCAUAUGUAAGCUUCGUUUCAAGAGUGAAGCUUCCGUAGACUUGCACAGGCGACACACGCACAAGAAGAAGUUCCAGUAUAAAAGCUGCCCUAAAACACUUAGUGAUGCUGCUUUAACCGGAGAAGACAAGAAGAAACGUUCGAAACAACCCGUUAAUAAUAAGCGCGCGUUAAAUGGCCACGGAGACUUGUCGGAACCAAAACGUCUGGGAACAUAUCGAUGCGAUAAUUGCAAUGUCAAGUUUGUAUCGGAGGGCGCACUUCGAGUUCACCUACUCACUUCAAGUCGACAUAAUAGUAAAGUUACAAGCUCGGCCCCCUCCGAUUCGAAUACGAAUAAAACGUGCAAGAUCUGUCUAAAGGAGUACGAACUGCCGUCCGAACUGCUCCGGCACGUGCUGACCGACCACCGCAAGAGGCGGCUCAAGGAAACGUAUCCCACGAGUUGUGAACAUUGCAACAAAAUGGUAAGUAGCCGUCGGGAACAUUGGUGGCACACGUAUAAGGAACAUCCGGAAGAGAAGGACUCGUAUAGACGCGUCAUCGCCGCCAUCUGUGACGUCUGCGGUAAGGGAUUCCAGAAUAAAACGAAGUUACGUAUCCACGAGCUACGUCACGCGUCUCCGUCGGUGCGGUGCGACGAGUGCGGGCGCGCGUUUUACGACAAGUACGCACUGGCGCGGCACGCACACACGCACACGCGGGCGCGUCCGUUCGUGUGCACGCACUGCGGACAGACCUUCACGCUGCGCACCAACCUCAACCGCCACGCCAAGCCCACCUACGACAAGUACGCACUGGCGCGGCACGCACACACGCACACGCGGGCGCGUCCGUUCGUGUGCACGCACUGCGGACAGACCUUCACGCUGCGCACCAACCUCAACCGCCACGCCAAGGUGCACUCGAAUGUGGCAGCAUACCAGUGUCCCAUGUGCUGCAAGAAGUUCAAGUAUUCGACCAGCAGAAACCUACACAUCCGCACCGUACACUACAAGCUGCCUACUCCGCCUCGUAAGAAGCGGACCAAAACUUCAGACUAACUAAAUAAACAAAGAUCCAUAUUGCAUGUAUUUAAAAUGUUAAGUAAACUAUAUAAAAUAAACGAUAUUUAACGUAACUACAGUUCAAUAUAAAA